GUAUGACGAUGUGUUAGUGUGAUCUCGUGUUUCUAAAUCGUGUAGUCACUGUCGGAAGCUAACGGCAAUCAUUCACAAAGCUGGGAAGCAGCAGAGUUUGUCCGUUUUAGCAGUUAGGAAUCUAAACCAGCGCCUUCACAAUGUCUAUUAUGUCAUAUAACGGCGGGGCCGUCAUGGCCAUGCGGGGGAAGAACUGCGUGGCGAUCGCAGCAGACCGUAGGUUUGGCAUUCAGGCCCAGAUGGUCACGACAGACUUCCAGAAGAUCUUCCCCAUGGGAGACAGGCUGUACAUCGGGCUGGCUGGUUUGGCGACGGAUGUUCAGACAGUAGCCCAGAGGCUUAAAUUCAGACUGAACCUGUAUGAGCUAAAGGAGGGUCGCCAGAUCAAACCCAAAACCUUCAUGAGCAUGGUGUCCAACCUGCUGUAUGAAAGGAGGUUUGGGCCUUACUACAUCGAGCCUGUGAUUGCCGGAUUAGAUCCUAAAACCUUUGAACCCUUCAUCUGCUCCUUGGAUUUGAUUGGCUGCCCCAUGGUGACAGAUGACUUUGUUGUGAGCGGCACCUGCUCGGAGCAGAUGUACGGCAUGUGUGAAUCUUUGUGGGAGCCGGAUAUGGAGCCGGAUGAUCUGUUUGAGACCAUCUCCCAGGCAAUGCUGAAUGCAGUUGAUCGAGAUGCAGUUUCUGGCAUGGGAGUCGUCGUACAUGUCAUUGAGAAAGACAAGAUCACCACACGAACCCUGAAGGCCAGGAUGGACUAGAGCUCCUUCUUCUCUUCAUACAUCAUUAACUCAGAUAUUUUGUACAAAAAUAAUAAGAAAUGCUUGUAUUGUCUCUUUUCUCAUUCGCACUGUUCAAUAAAUGAACUUAGGUUUAAACAAUAAACACGACUGAUGUCAUUGUUGGAGGAUCUUAAUAUUGCUUCUAACCUCAGAAAUCGAGUUCACUGUGGAAAUCAAUGCCUCAAAGUGAAAUCACAUAAAACUGACUGAAUGAGCUCAUCAAAAUCCUCGAUGAGUUCUUAAAAUGCUCUAACAAAUUACAUAUGUAAGGAUUGAGGGUGAACCACAAAGUUUAGACUUCACCUUUGACAUUUGUGUCACUUGUUCCUCAGACCUUCACCCUUGAUAACACACCUGUGUGGAGUAGUGGAAGAGCAGUUGAGGGUUCAAAUCCAAUCAGGCACACCUUCCAGGAAAGCUCACCAAGGGCACACAAGUCUCCCACAGAAUAUGAUGAUGUAGUUUAAGGCACCAGUGUUGAAAAAGAAAGAAAACAAGCCCCUUUCAAUGCCAUUUACAGAAUAUUAAACUCAUUUUCCUUCAAAGGCCACAUAAUGUCCAAUAUGAGCUCAAGAGGGCUGGACCAGUAAAGCCAUUACCUAUAAAAAAGGAAAAAAACUUUUAUUUGUUAAAGUAGUCCACAUUUAAUCCCCAAGUUACAAAAAGUGCAGUUUCAACAAUUAUUUUUUUCCACAUUAUAAAAGAAACACUGCUGUAGUAAAUCACAGAAAAUGCAUACAAAAAAUGCAGAGACUGCCCAGUAAUCAAAAACGUUUCAUGCCAGUUCACAAAAAAUAUCCCGUUCUUACUGUGAACCUACUGUAUUUUUAUAUGCAUGUAGUAAAUACUCAAACACAAACAUUUCUGUUAUUUAACAGAAAAAAAAUCUGUCAUUGAACAGUUUAUUAUUUACUUCAGCUGAGCCACAGGGCAUGUAAGAAGGCUGUAGAGUUGACAAAACACAAAUCUUAUGCCCUCCUAAUUUUCACAUUUUCCAAAAUCAUCCAAAUGACCCCCAGACCGUUGGGAUGACAGCCUGGGUUUAAAGCAAACUGGAAUUUUUUCCUGGUUCCAGAGUCAAAAUCAGGCAGGAAGUUUUCACCUGCCAUCCAACAGCAUGUUGGAUUAAUGGUGCCCAUCUGGCCUCUGGACACGCUCACAAAACAGCUUCUUAAUGUAAAGAGUUUGUAACAGUAUAGCAAUAAGAAAAAAGCAUAAUAGAUUCACUAGUAUAAAUGCAGUCUGUACUAAUAGUUCUUAUUGGUAUAGUAAUCAGAUUACAUGUAAUCCAUUACCCACCUAAGCCAAGUGUUACAAAAAUGAGAACCAAGAAGCAGAAAGAAGCACAGCCAAACCACAAAAACAAGAUAAAACUCCCUUUAAUAUGCAAUGAAUCAUUUUCAAGUAACCUUUUUUCCUAAUGUCUGUUGGUAACAAAACAAUACUGUAUACAAACACAAAGUUGCUACAUUAAUGUAAACAAGAUAUAAAAAUGAUCCUUAUGGUAAUAAAACAAGUAUUUGCUGCAGAAUUCCCCUUUUUAAAGUGAAUGUUUGUUUUUUUUUGUCCUCUUUGACCGACCUCCACCAAGUUCACGGUUAAAUUGGAAAAAUAUUCAGAAACAAUAUGGCAACAGAACAUUCAAACACGGAUUUUUUUUCCUUUUUUUAAAAAGUUUUAGUCGUAACACUCAGAUGCUAAGUUCAGUGGUUUGAUGUUUCAACUGGUGGAGUCUCAUGUACACGUCAGCCAUGCAUUUUUUGAUAUUGCAUUCUUUUACUUAAUACACCAUAAUAUAUUCAUGUGUUCAUCACCCUGUCGUUCCAAAUCCAUCAGAAGAACUUGUAAAAAAACAAAACAAAAAUUGUUACCGAGAGAGAAGCCUGAUGGCGACUGUCGGAGAGUUUGCCAUGCAAUCAGACCUUUCUUCAUCUGCGUGUGUGCUGCAUGUGUGUCUAAUAGAAAUUAUAGGAACAACAACAACAUGAACAGAAACUAAAGAGACUCUACUAACGAACUGGUAACUGCUGAAGCUGACACACUCAUUCAAGGCAUUAGUGAGACAGUUUCCGUGCUGGCGUGAGGAGCAACAAGGUGGCUGAAGGAGAGCAGGUUCUUUUUUUGUUGUUUGUUUAUUU
Pelmatolapia mariae (spotted tilapia) is the source of this 2917-nucleotide messenger RNA. It is a transcript of the gene psmb3, whose product is annotated as proteasome 20S subunit beta 3. Gene Ontology annotation, cellular component: proteasome core complex, beta-subunit complex; proteasome core complex. The record is from RefSeq and is a predicted model, not a curated record. Lineage: Eukaryota; Metazoa; Chordata; Actinopteri; Cichliformes; Cichlidae. Bases 141 to 758 code for a protein of 205 amino acids. The transcript is spliced from 6 exons. Gene Ontology annotation, biological process: proteasome-mediated ubiquitin-dependent protein catabolic process.